AGUCCGUUCAACUUCAACAAGAUAUAAACAAAAAUUGUGCAGUGAUUGUAGUGGGCGUAGUCACUAGCGCCUUUUAUCUGAUAAAUUAAUUGAUUAUAAAAGAUAAGGCCCUAAUGCUGUAGCGACAUUGUACUAGAUAAAAAUAUAGGGCUACUCUGAUAAAAAGAAUGCAAACCCAACACAUUUAGGGCACAGUGUAAUGUUUUGUUCUUCAGUAACUUGACUAACCAGAUUUUCGUAUAAAUUGUAAGGAUUAAUAACGUUUUCUUACUGUUGCUGUAUUUAUAAAGUGAUUAUGGAAUAGGUAUAAUUCAUGAAAGUGUCUAAGUUCGAAGAAAAGUGACUCAAACUACAACUUACAUCGACUAUGUGAUUCAUCAAAACUUUUCUCUUAAUUACUGUGUGUAAGGUGCGUGUGAUGCGAGAAAAAUGUUCCAGAAAGCAUUAUUAGCCCUUUUUCUGACUGCUAACGUGCAAUGCCAAUCGAACAAAGACUUAUACAAUGGACAGUAUAACAACGAAUUUUAUAAAACGCAAAGAUUGGACAGUUCUCAAGAGACAAGACUGCCUAAUCCUGGAGACAGUGAUUACAGGACUUAUGUGUAUAACAGCAGGAGAUACGGGACGGAUCCAACCCGGUACAAUCCUUUCAAUCCCAGUAUAAACCAGCCGGGAGGUUUUCCAUACAAUCCCCUUAAUACAAACCCUUUGGAUGACUCAUACAAGUUUAACACACCCCAAGACCCAAACAACCCAGAUGCCCUGUUCCCGGGAGUGCUCGGGGGCUGGAGAGAGGACCUCCAAGGCAGGGAGCGGCGGGACUCACGGAUGCUCAAGCGAGACAUCUUUGUUAACACAAACUAUGGACAAGUGCAGGGUUUUAAGGUCCAUUUAUAUGACAAUCCAGAUCCAGACUCUGGAUAUAGACCCUGGUUGACUCCAGUAGAAAGGAUACAGGGAGAGGCCUCAGUUUUCCUGGGGAUUCCCUAUGCUAGACCUCCUGUUUUGGAUGGAAGAUUCAAGCCCCCUCGACAGCACCCAGGCUGGCAGCUCCUCCAGGCCGUAGACUGGGGCCCCGCAUGCCCCCAACCAGUUAGGUUCACCGGGGCAACCAAAGGCAUCCGCGACAUGGACGAAGAUUGUCUGUAUCUCAACAUAUUCUCGCCUAAUACGGAAGCAGGCACCACAGCCCAGAAAUACCCAGUAAUGGUGUACAUCCACGGCGGGCAGUUCUCCUCGGGAGCCUCGAACCUGUUCCCCGCUCAUAUGCUCGCGGCCUUUUACAAGGUCGUCGUGGUCUCCAUCAACUACAGGCUUGGUGCUCUUGGCUUUCUCUCUACUGCCGACGACAACUCCCCUGGCAACUACGGCAUACUCGACCAGGCGAUGGCCUUACGUUGGAUCCGGGACAACAUAGAUCCGUUCAAUGGGGACCGCAAUUCCAUCACCCUUUUCGGGCCGGGCGCUGGCGCCGCCUCUGCUGGUUUGUUGGCCUUAGCGCCGACCACAAGGGAUAUAGUCACCGGCAUUAUAGCUCAGAGCGGCUCAGCGCUCGCAGACUGGGCGAUGAUAGAAGACAAGUUUCGUGUGCAAAACACCUCGCUCGUGUUCGGCCGUCUACUCGGCUGCCCCAUCGACUCUUCAUGGAAACUGGUCAACUGUCUCCGUCAAGGCCGUAGUUUCUACGAGUUGGGGAAUGCUGAAUUUGAGCCUCACGUCGGCUUCAUCCCCUGGGGUCCAGUCUACGAGAAUAACUUCACAUACCCUGCCGACGGCUGGUACGAGGGCUGGAGGGAGCGAGACUGGCACUUCCUGGACGCCAUGCCUGAAGACCUCAUCCGCAGGAGGCAGUUCAACCCCGCGCUGCGAUACAUGACCGGCGUCACCACGCAGGAGGCGGCCUAUGUGCUGUAUAACAACCAAUCUCUAGCGCCCAACUUCGAGAUAUCAGAGACGUGGUUCAACCAGAAGGUGCAAGAGCUGGUGAAGCGGUACAACUACACGCUGAACCCGCGGGGAGUGUACGAGGCGAUCCGCUACAUGUAUACCUACCACCCCGAGCCGCAUAACGUCAGCGCCAUCAGGGACCAAUAUGUGCACCUCCUAUCGGACUUUCUAUACCGCGCCCCUACCGACAAGAUGGUGAAACUCCUCCUUGAACAAAAAGUCCCAGUGUACAUGUACGUCCUGAAUACAACAGUAGAAUCCUACAACUGGCCCCAUUGGAGACAGUACUCACACGACGUCGAACAUUACUUCCUGACUGGGGCUCCGUUCAUGGACCAAGAGUUCUUCCCGAGGAAGCAGAGGAUCGAGAGGCAGAUGUGGACGCCGAAUGAUAGAAACAUGAGCCAUUUCUUUAUGAAGGCGUUCUCGGAUUUCGCGAGGUUUGGCAACCCAACCCGCACAAGAAUUCUCGGUGUGCACUUCGAACAAGCGACAGAAGGUCAACUCCGCUAUCUCAACCUCAACACCACGUACAACUCAACCAUACAGCUCAACUACCGACAGACCGAACUGGCCUUCUGGACGAUGUAUCUACCGACGGUAGUGGGCCGGUUCGUGCCGACCUACCCUCCUAUCACUGAGUAUUGGUGGGAGCCAAAGCAACCGCUCCAAAUUGCCUUUUGGACUGUGUCGGUGGCGUGUCUCCUGCUCAUAGUAUUGGUGGUUGUCUGCUGUAUGCUGUGGCGGAAUGCUAAGAGGGCUAUGCCUCCUAAAUGGAAAUUACUACCGGCAAUAGAAUCUGACCGUUUCUACGACGGCGACAUAUUCAUGGUUCCUGAGCUGGACGAGAGCGGCAUCGACAACGCGACGCGGUCGCGCGACAAUAUCUACGAGUACCGCGAUGUGCCCGUCAAGAAACCUCAUACACCGCCCACUCUUAGUCGAGCUACGUCCCAGCCGGCGACACUGACCACAUUAUCGACCCGGCCGCCGUCGGCCGCGUCCACGGGCUCGGCGCUGUCCCUGCAGGAGGGGCUGGUGGCCAGCUCGCCCGCGCCCGCGCCCGCGCCGCCGCUGCCGCGCGCGCGCUCCAGGACGCAGAUCGUGAAGGGAGUGCCGCAGACCACCGUUUAAACCGCUAGUUUAACAAGUAUAUCGAGCGAUUGCCGUCAGUAGAAAAAAGCGGCAAUCUUAAAAAAAUAGGUGCAAAAGAUAUAAAAUUUGAAUUUCGCGCCUGUUUCUGCUGACAAAGUUGUUUCACAGACUACUAAUCAUGGACUGACUUCGUAACGAGCCGAUAGGGAGCGUGCAGAAGCGCCCUAUUCAUUGGCGCCAAGUAUUAUGUCAAGUUUCCAUUUUUAGAUUAAGCUCCUACAUGGCAGACCCUCCUAAGUGAAAGCCAGCGUGAAGUGGCAGCACCCGCUUAGAAGCGAGAAUUGUUUUUGCUUUCGAUUAAGGUCACGAAAUGGCAGCCCCUGUAACAUACACGGUCUAUAUUUCGUGCACACACAAAUAACGUCAACUAUGAACCAUGCAUCGCGCUGCCCUCGUUGUGUGAAUAUGUGUCAAAAUAGCACCGAAAAAACAAUUGUUUGAAAUUGAAGCAAUUUUUUCCUUUUAUUUAAAUUUUGUUAGAUAGAACAAUUUUAUUUUUAUAUUUUCGUUCUUUAUCUGCAAGCCAUGAUUGUAUUUAUCUCGAACUCUUAAUAUUUACCUGCACUCAUUAAUAUUUAACGAUAAGUUUUCAUUUUUAUUGCUUUUUAUUCUUUUGUUUUUCUUUGCUUGUUUUGUUUUUUAAUAAUACCACCGUUAAUUAGUUUAAGUAUCAUUAUGAGAAAGUUUGUACCUUAACAAUAAUUAUGACAGUAUUAAAAUCAACAUUCCAUAUUACUAUUCACAGUUAUUAUUUUAUAGUACAUGUGGUACUCCUUACCGCACUAGUGCGAUAAUUAGCACAUUACGUAACCAUGUCGAAAAUUUAAAGGGCCAAGUGUACUGUAAAACGUACAAUACAUGUAAUGUAAUAUUUACGCGUGAUUAUUUUAGUGGAUUUGUUAAUAAUCAAUAUGACUGUUUUACGUAAAUCGAUGACUGAUAACACUACAUAAUAUGAAUAUGAAACUCAAAAUACGAGUUACAUAAAAUAGUUGUCGAAAUUACUGUUUUGAUAGCUUAAAAUGCUCGUCAGUCCAAUUUUAUCGCUAGUUUUAGGGACACUGUAGACAUUAAAAUUGCCUUACUUGUGAGUUUCAUUACAUUUUGAAUUCAUUACAUUUUAUACUGAAUUACAGAGCAACAUUAAAAUUUCCUUACUUUUGAGUUUCAUUACAUUUUAUACUGAAUUACAGAGCAACAUUAAAAUUGCCUUACUUGUGAGUUUCAUUACAUUUUAUACUGAGUUAAAGAGCAAUUAGUGAAAACACCAUAUCACAAAAUACUCCAUAGCGUCUCUUUUAAAAUAAUGAUAAAUAACAUAACCUAAUUUAGUGCCUUGGAUUAGUUGGAUUAUAUACUAUGGGUAAAAAAAAUAUGUUUAUAAUUAAAAGUUAACAUAACACUAAGUAUUUUGUGUACAUGUUACCUUAAAGGUAAAGUUAGCCCAUAAGAACUAAUGAUUAACUUACAAUUGCAAUGUGCAGCUUACUUCUUAAUUUUACACACUUUACUAUUAAAAAGUAAUAUUAGUAUUAGCCACACAGAAUAAUUAGGCAGAGUUCGCUAAGACUACACUGUCAUUUCAUAACAACCUUAUUUUAUAGUGUUUAUAUGUAGUUAAAUUUUUCUGAGGUGAUUUUUGGGCUUACCCUUUUCGACACCGUGUCAAACACAAAAGCUGUCACUCGGACGCCACGUCACAAAACUGAAAUUGAACUUUAUGCAUAUGCACGUAGGUCUAUGUUGCUCUGUGAUCUGUAACGGGUUAAUCCGUCUUUGGCGUUGGACCUGCGGCGCGGAUAUAUCGGUUAUUCGCGUCCAAAAGGUUAAACCUAAAAAAUCACCUCACGAAGUUCCAACGACACGCACGACACGCAUACAUUCUUAAAUCGAAAAUGAAUGACUCGAACCUUAAAAGUGUGUAUGUGUGCGUGCGAAAUCGACCUGCCAUGAAGUCACAACGUUGUCUUAGCGACCUUUCCUGUGGUAUUAGACAUGAAAAGACAUUUUUUUUAUAAUAUAAUUAUAUAAUUAACUUUAAAUGUUUGUGAUCGUCUGUCCGUCCAUUUUGUGCAAUCGUGUGUUAUUUGUAAUGUGCCUUGAAAGGUAGGUAGGUAUUUAGCUAUUUAUUAUCAAUCUAUCUUGUAUAGUUACUUUACACGAAAUUAAACAAAUGAUGAUA
This is a messenger RNA of Cydia fagiglandana, 5284 nucleotides long. It is a transcript of the gene Gli, whose product is annotated as cholinesterase. Bases 430 to 3081 code for a protein of 883 amino acids. NCBI's taxonomy places the organism in Eukaryota, Metazoa, Arthropoda, Insecta, Lepidoptera, Tortricidae. The record is from RefSeq and is a predicted model, not a curated record. The transcript is spliced from 16 exons. Gene Ontology annotation, cellular component: plasma membrane; septate junction; cell surface.